AUGCACGCGGCACUUUGGGACGAAGUCCAGAGCGCCUGUGACCCCGUCAGACUCGGGACUGCGCUGGCCGAUGGCAGAGUCGACCCUUCGGCCGUCAUGGACGGAUGGACACCGCUUCAUUUCCUCUGCGACAACUGCGUCGUGGAGUCGAAAGCGCGUGCUGAAGGUAUCCGACUGUUGGGCCAAGCGGGCUUUCGAUCGAAUGCAGUGGACGAGAAUGGCUGGACUGCUAUCCAUCUGUUGUGCAAGAACAAGAGCGGAGAUCUGGUCCCGAGCAUUCAGCAGCUUUUGACGGCCAAAGCAAACGUGGAUCUACAAACGACAGACAAUCGAAAGUCGGCGCUGCAUUUGCUUUGCGAAAACGAAACUGUGUCAGAGGAGGCGCUCAAGACGCUACUUCAAUCGAAGCCAGAAGUAAACUCUGUGGACGAGGACGGCAAUGCACCGCUACAUUACCUAGCGGAGAACCGCUGUGUUUCGGAUCGCAUGUUGAGUCUCAUGCUGGCGGCAAAGAUCGACCUCAAUAUCCAGAACAAGUUUCACUCGACACCAGCUCAUUAUAUUUGCCAAAACAGUCGCAUUACCCGGCUCAUGAUCGGCGAGCUGUUGAAGCACAAGGCUAAUUUCAACCUCAAGAACAACAUCGGAAAUACCCCUGUUCAUUAUUUGUGUGAAAACGACGCAGUGACGGUAGAUGUGCUCAGGGAGCUAAUGAACGACAAGCACGUGAACAUCACGAUCCCGAACUCGCUCGGAAGACUUGCCAGUGACUACAUUGCAUCCCAAAAGAAAGACUGCCUAGCAUUUCUGCAGAAGUUUACGGCGCCAAACCUGGCUCAGGCAGGAGGCAGCUCCAGCACAUCUGCAGAAAUUGGCGGCGAAGACCCGAGUGAAUUGCCAAACCGUUUGAAGCGAGCACUGAUAGCUUGGAACGCGUCACUCCCGCCAUUUGACGCCGCCUUCUACAGUGCUGUUUCAUGCGAAGCGGCAUUUGAACGCACCUACGAUGAAGUCCAAGAGGUUUCGGGGCAAGCGUGCGAAGCGCCCGACGACUCGGCGACCUUUGCUGCUUGGGAGAAGAGUCUGUCCAAGUGGCGAUCAUGUAUUCUGUUAGCGUAUGCGGCUCUUGUGCCACCAAACGUUUGGCAUCAAUACGCUGAGCAAUACCAGCGUCCUGUGCCACCUGACCUCUCGCGCGUGCUGGGCAAAGUGGAAGCCGCGUGGAAGCAAUUCCCAGAACCGACCCAGCGUCGCGGCCGUUUCCAAGCUCUGGCCAGUGUGUUUACGCCCUAG
Hyaloperonospora brassicae is the source of this 1293-nucleotide messenger RNA. Lineage: Eukaryota; Oomycota; Peronosporomycetes; Peronosporales; Peronosporaceae. The record is from the annotation of a GenBank genome assembly.